Messenger RNA from Histoplasma capsulatum G186AR, 1266 nucleotides. RefSeq lists its product as uncharacterized. The record is from RefSeq and is a predicted model, not a curated record. The coding region runs from base 1 to 1266 and encodes 421 amino acids. The transcript has a single exon. Lineage: Eukaryota; Fungi; Ascomycota; Eurotiomycetes; Onygenales; Ajellomycetaceae.
AUGCUCCUCCCCUCAGCCCUCUCCUGCGACUCGCGCCAACACAAUAAUAAUCACAACAACCACAACCAAUACCAAUACCACCCUCAACACCCCCCACGUCCGCGCUCCCUUUUCCCCACUACACCUCCCUCCGCCCACCCCUCCGAUGGCCUCAGCUUCAUCGCCAGCAACAGUCUCCUGGGCACCUGUCGCACCCUGCAGUCGCUCCUGAACUCCUCGCCUGCCCCUUCGCCCUCUCCGUCGUCACGGCGCGGCGCCGCAAAACUGUCAUCUCCGCAACUACAACUGCAUCAGCAGCAACGGCUCCAGAGCCCGCUACAUGUCGUGCGCCCGUCGCAGCAGCAGCAACAACAGCAGCAGCAGUGUCCUGAAGCCGCGCAGGUGCGGCCGCAGAAGGUCGUGAAGAAGAAGAAGCAGGUGGUGGCGGCGGCGGCGCGGAGGUGCUUUAAUAAGCGGCGGAGGGAUGUUUACGAAGAGGAGGAGGGGGAGGAGGGUGCUGGUGCUGGUGCUGGUGGUGCUGUUGGAGGGAAUGAUGGGGAUGCGUGGAGGUUUGGGUUUUCGACGCCAAAAAGACGGCGGCGCAUGCUAUCUGAGGAGGAGGAUAGGGACUUACCACUGGGUCUGAGGAGGGCGGAUUUUAGAGCAUUGGAGGCAUGGCGGGAAGAGGAGGAGAAGGGAGAUUCGGGUGUGGGUGUGGAUGUGGAUGUGGAUGAGAGUGUGGAUGAGAGUGAGAGGCAUGGGCCAGUGUCGACACGAUUGCGAUCGCGAUCGCGGUCGCUGUCGCAGGUGCAAUCACUCUCGCCAGAAGCAAGUAGACGAAAGUGCACCUGCGCCGUGGAUGAUGGGGGGUGUGGGUGCCAUGCGCGGAUCGAGCGACUGUGCGCUGCUACUGACGACGACGACGACGAUAUCUCAGCUUUCCCCUCUCCUUCCACAACCACAACACCUACUAGUGGUACUACUACGUCUAUACAUACAACUACAGCCAGCACAACAAUUACAGCUCCUCACACGCACCCGCACCCGCACCCUCCCCUCCCCUCCACCGACUGGACAAGCGCCGACGACAAACGACUCGUGGCUCUCGUGCUGGAGAAGCUGAAGCUGUCGAAGCGCGACUGGAACGAGUGCGCGCGCCGCAUGGGUAAGGACCACGAUAGCGUGGGCCGGCGGUGGCGCGCGCUGGUGGGCGAGGGUAAUGUCGGCUUGCGGCGCGGUAGGGGCCGGAUGGUGAGGAGGGGUAUUCAUGAGGGGUGGAGGUGUUGA